Molecule: messenger RNA, 849 nt
Organism: Fusarium redolens
Lineage: Eukaryota; Fungi; Ascomycota; Sordariomycetes; Hypocreales; Nectriaceae
Exons: 2
Coding region: 119-691 (190 amino acids)
Source: RefSeq, a predicted model, not a curated record
AUCCGCACAUGUUGGACAACAAUUGACACUCGCAAACUAAACCAAUCUCACAACAUCAAAGAAUCCAAUUCAGAUCUCAUAUUUGGCCCAUUGACUCUAUAUCCGCGCAUAUCACAGCAUGCUUCGCUCAAGGUCAAACUCAGAAUACUCCCUGCAAGACCUAUCUAAUCGUCCACCAUCACAACAUGCAUCCCAUCGCCCUUCUCAGACAUCGGAUGGAAACAACACAGAUACAAGGCCCCGAAACAGCAACACCUCCGCGCGUGGAGAUACUCCCGCUGCGCCGCAGAAGGAGGAGAAGAGGACAAGGCUGGGGAGGUUCUGGAAGGAGUAUGUGAGCUGUGAGGUUGACUUUUCGGCGUCGAGGGAUCAUCUAGCCAACGAAAGAACGUUUCUGGGUUAUCUUCGUACAUCAGUCGCCAUGUCAAUGGUUGGAACGUUGGUUGCGCAACUGUUUUCACUGCAGCAUGAGGGUCAGCACCAGGAAUUUGGAUACUUCGUCACGGGGAAACCUUUAGCGAUGACUUGUUAUUCCUUCUCGAUUGGGACGAUAAUUCUCGGUGCUGUUCGGACUUGGAGACAUCAACGGACUAUGAUGAGUGGGAAGGCAUUGGUUGGAGGGUUUGAGCUUCACCUUUUGGGGGUAUGCACCAUGUUGGUAUGUAUCAUUGAGGGAUUGCGUGAUGGGUGACUAACCUGUUUAGCUACUGCUGGUGUUCUUUUCUUUUCUUCUUACCAUUGAUGUUGUUAAGGACACGGAACCUAAGCCUACUGCAACUCCUUAAUUGACGACGUCGUGCCCAUCGACGCAGUGCAGGAGAAGCUCGAGAAAACAAUGCAACAUUCAGA